Messenger RNA from Cervus elaphus (red deer), 462 nucleotides. RefSeq names its product COX assembly mitochondrial protein homolog. The transcript has a single exon. Gene Ontology annotation, cellular component: mitochondrion. Lineage: Eukaryota; Metazoa; Chordata; Mammalia; Artiodactyla; Cervidae. The coding region runs from base 84 to 338 and encodes 84 amino acids. The record is from RefSeq and is a predicted model, not a curated record.
CAGGCGGAAACAGCAGCAGGGGAGGAGGGCCCGCAGAGCAGCAUCUCAGACACGUCGAAAAAGAUGUUUUGAUCCCUAAAAUAAUGAGAGAAAAGGCCCGAGAGAGAUGUUCUGAACAAGUUCAAGGUUUCACUAAGUGUUGCAAGGACUCUGGAGUUCUUAUGGUAGUAAAAUGCCAUAAGGAAAACUCUGCACUGAAAGACUGUCUCACCUCUUACUAUAAAGAUCCAGCCUUUUAUGAAGAAUGCAAAAUGGAAUACCUGAAGGAAAGGGAGGAAUUCAGAAGAACUGGAAUUCCUACCAAGAAAAGGCUACAGAAGCUUCCCACAAGUAUGUAGGCAAAUAUUCAAGAUGAUGCUCAUGGAAAUCAGUCACCUGAAAUAAUGGACUCAGGGAAGUGCGUUUCCUUUAUCCUUAAUUAUGGAAAUAACUAUCUGAAAUAAAGAUUUUUUUUUUAACCUC